UAAAUAAAAGUUUUAAUAAAUGAAAAAUAAAUGAAAACAUUUUAAUAAAUGAAAUUCAUCACGAUAUUGAUAUUGGUGUUCAAGAUGACGAUUUUAUGAUGAUGAUGAUGAUAAUGAAGAUUAUAACAGUAUGGACGAUUAUGGUAAUUGUUAUUUUAAUGGUGAUAAUUGAGAUAAUUCAAAUAACAGUAACAGCUAUGGUGAUGACGGUGAUGAUUGUGAUAAUGAUGACGACAGCGUCGAUGACGUGAUGAUGAAGAUGGUAACGUCAAUGAUAAUAACAACUAUCAAGUGAUUUUUACAGCAAUGAUGAAGCGAAAAAUCGGCGAUGACAUGAUGAUGAAGUUGAUUAUUAAAAAGAAGGUCAAGGUAAUUAUGAUGACGUCAUUAAUGCUGAUUAGUACGUUUAUGAUGAAGAUAGAUUUGAAGUUGAUAGUGGUGAUAAAGAAAACUGCAGCUUGAAGUAAUAAUGAUAACGACCAUGAUGAUGAUGAUGAUGAUGAUGAUGACGACGAUGACAACAGCAUCAUCAUCAUCAUCAUCAUCAUCUCUCCACACCUGACCCACUCAGUCAGCUGCUCAGAUGAUGGAGUCUCCUCCACUCUGCCGGGUUUUUCUUCUGCCUCCAUUUCACACCGACCUUUCCUCUCUCCUCAUCCUCUCCUUCACAUGAACCUCCUUCCCUUUUUUUAUCACCUCGGUUUUAUUUGCUUUUGCGUCAAACGCUGCGACCGAGACAUUUUUUUUUUUUUUAACCGAGGUGCUUUUUGUUUUUCCGGGGUAAACGCGCACAGGAGUGGAUCGAUGCUGCUGCUGCUGCUGCUGCUGCGUCUGUGAUAAACGGGGGGGAAAUGGGAGUCACCGAGUCACUGCUGCCGAUGUCCUCGGCUCCAUCUCUGACCACGGUCUGUUUUUCCUCCUGAUCCAACAGCGGGCAGUACGGGCUGCAGCUGCACUCUGAACAGGCUCCGGUCGAGCGAAACAAAUGGUCACAUCUAAAGGUGGAGGACUGACUUUGCUGUAGGGAGGACGCCACCAGACCACGCCCACACUCUCCACUGUACGGUGCCAGGCCAUGGCGCUGGAAAACUCCGUCUUUCCCUCCCGACCCGACUCCCUGUCUCUCCCCGUGGAGGAGAAGGGGGAAGGCCCAGAUGUGGAGGUGGCCACCGAGGCCACCGCCUCCCCGGGCGGCUUCAACCUGGAUCUGGCUCCCGUCGUCACUAUGGAGACCGCGCUGUCCCCUCCGCCCACAGCCAAGGUCAACAGGUCGUUCCAGGCCAAGCUGGCGGAGAGGGAGGCAACCGCCAACCAGCCCAGGAAGAAGACCCAGGGGCCGGAGAAGGAGCGGGGCCGAUUUGGGUGGGCUCGGGCCCGACGUAAGAGGCAGCGCUACGUGGAGAAAAACGGCCGGUGCAACGUGCAGCACGGCAACAUGAGGGAAACGUACCGUUACCUGACCGACAUCUUCACCACGCUGGUGGACCUCAACUGGCGCUGCUCGCUCUUCGUCUUCGUCAUGGCCUACGCCGUCACAUGGCUCUUCUUUGGCGCCAUCUGGUACCUCAUUGCGUACUGCAGAGGAGACCUGGACCAUCUUGAAGACACCACCUGGACGCCCUGCGUCAACAACGUCAACGGCUUCAUCUCCGCCUUCCUGUUCUCCAUCGAGACAGAGACCACGAUUGGCUACGGCCACCGCGUCAUCACGGACCAGUGUCCAGUGGGGACCAUGCUGCUGCUGCUGCAGGCCAUACUGGGAUCAAUGGUCAACGCCUUCAUGGUGGGCUGCAUGUUUGUGAAGAUCUCGCAGCCCAACAAACGAGCCGAGACGCUGGUCUUCUCCAAGCACGCCGUCAUCUCGCUGAGAGACGACAAGCUCUGCCUCAUGUUCAGGGUUGGCGACCUGCGCAGCUCCCACAUCGUAGGAGCCAACAUGAGGGCCAAGCUCAUCAAGUCCAAACAGACCCAGGAAGGUGAGUUCAUCCCUCUGGACCAGACCGACAUCAGCGUGGGCUUCGAGACCGGUGACGAUCGCCUCUUCCUCGUCUCGCCGUUGGUGAUCUCCCACGAGAUCGACACCCACUCGCCCUUCUGGGACAUGUCCCAGGCCCAGCUGGAGAAGGAGGACUUUGAGAUCGUGGUCAUCCUGGAGGGAAUGGUGGAGGCCACGGGAAUGACCUGCCAGGCGAGGAGCUCCUAUCUAGCGGAGGAGGUGCUGUGGGGUCACAGGUUCAGCCCGAUGAUGUCACUGGCGGAGGGUUUCUUCGACGUGGACUACGGAGCCUUUCACCACACCUUCGAGGUGGUCACGCCCUCCUGCUCGGCCCGGGAGCUGUCGUUGGCGGCGGCCAGGCUGGACGCCCACCUCUACUGGUCCAUCUCCAGCCGGCUGGACGAAGAGCCCACGCUGCCGCAGCCCGUGGCCAAGCAGGCCGACGGGGGCUCGUCCCUGGGCCGGGGCAGCGAGCCGACCUUCAUCGUCGGGGAGAUGACCGACAUCCUGGAGCAGUCGGGACCGGGGGAGUUAAACGGCAGCGUCGCCACCGACCAAUCAGAAUCCGAGGCCUAGAAUGAAGAGGAAAGUUUACAGGGACUUACAGUAAACCACACCCCCCGACCCCCGACCUCCGACCCCCACAGUUAGUGUUUGCAGAGGGUUUAAUUUGAGUCUUGGGAUUGGACUACGUUCUGUAAUCUGAACCGAACCUUAUGUUUGACCACAGGAGGGAUUUUUAUUUUUUAUGACACUUUUUACGUCAAUCCUUAAAAUUAUCGUGUUGUUCCGUUUGUGUUAGCUUCAAACACCUUUGCCUUUAUAUCCACAUUUUACAGACUAUGCUUCGGGGCGGGGGGGUCGACAGUGAUACACCCGUGGACCAGGAGAAGAAUGUUAGGAAACGUCAGUGUGUUGUGUUAGCGACGUUGGUAAAUAUAUAUAUUUAUAUAUGUGUGCAGAUUAGGGCUGUCACCAUGGAAACAUCAACCAACAUCAUCUGGUGUAGUUGGUCCGACCGUCACCAAAACAAACGCACACAACUUCCUGUGUGGGUCAGCCUCGUUACUCUGUCGGUAAUUAUCUUUAUCUACAUCUGCCUGCCAACAGUAAAAGAACGCAGUACUUUAGGGCCAGGUGUUAGCACCGAGGGAAUCAUAUCUUUUUUUUUUUUUUUUUUAAACUGCAUAUUUUGGGUGUAACAUUUAUCUGACCAGUCGGACCAGGUACUAGCUUGCUUGCUAACAGCACAAAAAAAGAUAUAUUUUUUUAACUGUUGGUCAAACAGGGACAUCUGAGGUCCCUGAGCCGAGGUUGAACCCCUAAGAUUGAA
Cynoglossus semilaevis (tongue sole) is the source of this 3329-nucleotide messenger RNA. It is a transcript of the gene kcnj9, whose product is annotated as potassium inwardly rectifying channel subfamily J member 9. The record is from RefSeq and is a predicted model, not a curated record. Gene Ontology annotation, biological process: potassium ion import across plasma membrane; regulation of monoatomic ion transmembrane transport. Gene Ontology annotation, cellular component: plasma membrane. Gene Ontology annotation, molecular function: G-protein activated inward rectifier potassium channel activity. Lineage: Eukaryota; Metazoa; Chordata; Actinopteri; Pleuronectiformes; Cynoglossidae.